Zingiber officinale is the source of this 822-nucleotide messenger RNA. RefSeq names its product E3 ubiquitin-protein ligase RLIM-like. The record is from RefSeq and is a predicted model, not a curated record. Gene Ontology annotation, biological process: ubiquitin-dependent protein catabolic process. The transcript has a single exon. Bases 108 to 653 code for a protein of 181 amino acids. Gene Ontology annotation, molecular function: ubiquitin protein ligase activity. Lineage: Eukaryota; Viridiplantae; Streptophyta; Magnoliopsida; Zingiberales; Zingiberaceae.
AUGUAAUUAUGGCAUUAGGUAUGGGUAGUUUCGACUCCUUGUUCAUCGCCGGAGUGUCUUGUUAAAAUGGGGAGGAAGAGAAGAAACCGGAGAGAAAUCCGAAUCUGAUGUUGCCGGGAGUGGAGUUGGCUCGGAAGCGCAGGAUGCAUAACCGCCUCGACGGCUGGGCGCGGCCGCCGGAGCCUUCGCCCUCGGCGCGGCUCCCCCUUUCGCACCGGCCGUCGCCUUCGACGGCGAUGGGCGAGUCGGCCCUCGCCGCGCGUCUCCGCCUCGCGGAGAAGCUUCAGAGCAUGCACGGCUCCCACCGCCCUCCUACUUCUUCUCCUUCUUCUUCUUCUUCUUCUUCUUCUUCUUCUUCUUCUUCUUCUUCUUCUUCUCUCUCCACCGCUUGCGGCGCAGCCGGAAGGUCGGCGGCGCUUGAACCUGCUGCGGAUGCGCAGGAGAGCAGCAGGAGGGGAGAGGCGCUGCAGAGGAGCAGGUCGAGGGUGGAGGUGUGCGCGGUGUGCCUGGAGGAGGUGCAGGCGCAGCAGAGGGUGACAUGGCUGCCGUGCGCGCACAAGUAUCACACGGAGUGCCUGCUGCCAUGGCUGGCAGCUCGGUCGCAGUGCCCCUGCUGCAGGACUCAUGUCGCUGCUCUGCCUCUGCUUUCCUAGCACUAAUUUAGAGGCCUUUGGUUUUGUUUUGCUGAAGAAGAAGAAGAAGAAGAAGAAGAAGAAGAAGUGAAUUGAUCUUGAUUAAUUUGUUGAAUGCAUUCUGAUUGUGAAUCUUCUGUGGCUGAAAUCGAUAUUGGUAUCAGUGGAAACCGGAAUGCCAAUUUCACGA